This is a messenger RNA of Thermothielavioides terrestris NRRL 8126, 468 nucleotides long. RefSeq lists its product as uncharacterized. NCBI's taxonomy places the organism in Eukaryota, Fungi, Ascomycota, Sordariomycetes, Sordariales, Chaetomiaceae. The record is from RefSeq and is a predicted model, not a curated record. The transcript has a single exon. The annotation marks the transcript as partial.
ACGCACCCGCUCCUCCAGCAAGUUCCCCUAACCGUCUCGCCCUUCGUGACGCUCCCCGCCGCCACCACCCUGCCGUACCAAUACAAACCGCUACCGUCGACGCUUCCGCCCUCAGUCAUCACGCCCCCCACCACAACCACUACCACCAGCACGACAUCCGCCGCCGCCGCCGCCGCAGCCGACGAAGACCCCAACAACCCCACCCCCUCCGCCUCUUCCUCUGCCGCUGCAGCGGCAGCGGACCAAAAACCAAAGUACGUCGUCUCGCGGUCCGGGCACGCGGCGCACCCGGAGCAGGUGCUGGAGACGUGCCGGGCGCUGCACGCGCACGUGGCGCAGCUGGCGGCGCAGGCGGAGCGGGACCUGGCGGCGCUGGAGGCGCGCAUCCGGGCGCGCGACCUGGCCGAGAAGCGGCGCCUCGCGCCGGGCUGGCUGGACAGCGACGCGCGGCUGCUGGAGCCGGAGCGG